Messenger RNA from Lampris incognitus (smalleye Pacific opah), 2043 nucleotides. It is a transcript of the gene pias2, whose product is annotated as protein inhibitor of activated STAT, 2. The transcript has 14 exons. NCBI's taxonomy places the organism in Eukaryota, Metazoa, Chordata, Actinopteri, Lampriformes, Lampridae. The record is from RefSeq and is a predicted model, not a curated record. Gene Ontology annotation, molecular function: SUMO ligase activity; zinc ion binding; transcription coregulator activity. Gene Ontology annotation, biological process: protein sumoylation; regulation of transcription by RNA polymerase II. The coding region runs from base 443 to 2032 and encodes 529 amino acids.
CGACAAGAAGAUGGCGGACUAUGAGGCCCUACGGAUGCGUAACGGUCACAUAUGUUAAAGAAUUGCAAGAAAAAAGGAUACACACGUAAGAACAAUCCAGCAUGGAGCAUAUAACAAAGGUUUCCGACUGACCGAGCUUCAAGUUUUACUUGGUUUUGCUGGGCACAACAAAAGUGGCCGUAAACAUGAGCUUCUCCUGAGGACAUUGUAUUUGCUGAAGCACGGCUGCAAGACCCACCGUGCAAAUCAAAGUCAACGAGCUUUAUCAACGUCACUACUUCAGGAUAAUAGAAACUACUACUACUUUUUCUACCAAGGGAGCAGUGAUACUGGUGAACUUUGACAACUCAAUUAGUGGGGGAUAUCCCAGUGACAAAGGCUUUGUGCCACUGCUGCACCCAUUGACUGUUUAGCCAGUUACUUUGUACAACACAAAGUCAGCAUGAAUCUUCAACAGCCCACUCCGCAUAUUCCACCUGUCCACCCUGAUGUGCAGAUGAAGUCUCUGCCUUUCUACGAUGUGCUGGAUGUCCUCAUCAAGCCUUCCAGUCUAGGAGCGAGCACUGUACAGCGAUACCAUCAAGAGAAGUACUUUAUCUUUGCCUUGACGCCACAGCAGGUUCGAGAAGUGUGCAUAUCCAGGGAUUUUCUACCAGGUGGCAGAAGAGACUACAUGGUUCAGAUUCAGCUAAGAUUUUGCCUCUCAGAGACAAGUUGCCCUCAAGAGGACAAUUACCCAAAUAGUCUCUGUAUAAAAGUGAAUGGAAAACUUUUUCCUUUGCCAGGUUAUGCACCACCGCCAAAAAAUGGAGUGGAACAGAAGAGACCUGGAAGACCUCUUAACAUUACCUCAUUGGUCCGACUGUCAUCUGCAGUACCCAAUCAAAUUUCAGUUGCAUGGGCGCCUGAGAUCGGAAAAACCUAUUCCAUGUCGGUGUACCUGGUGAGGCAGUUGACGUCACCGCUGCUCCUUCAGAGAUUGAGGAUGAAGGGAAUCCGGAACCCCGACCAUUCCAGAGCGCUAAUUAAAGAGAAGCUCACAGCAGAUCCAGACAGUGAAAUCGCCACAACAAGCCUUCGAGUCUCACUCAUGUGUCCGCUGGGGAAGAUGCGCCUGACGGUGCCAUGCCGGGCGGUGACCUGCUCUCACCUGCAGUGUUUUGAUGCUGCCCUGUACCUGCAGAUGAAUGAGAAGAAGCCCACCUGGAUUUGCCCUGUGUGCGACAAGAAAGCUGCGUACGAGAGUCUAAUCAUUGAUGGGUCAGUGAACACAAGUAAUCCAGUCAUGCUGCUCAGAACAAGUUUAUUCAUGGAGAUCCUAAAUGACUGCUCAGAUGUGGAUGAAAUCAAGUUCCAAGAAGAUGGGACGUGGUGUCCCAUGAGACCAAAGAAAGAGGCUGUCAAGGUGCCCUCUCAGUCCAUUCCAAAACUUGAGACUUCUACCCCUGUGCGUCAAUGUGCCGUUGUCCCCCAUACCCCUGAGCCCAAUGUCACCAAGAAGGCUGAUGUCAUUGAUCUGACGCUGGAAAGCUCAUCCUCAGACGAUGAGGACGAGAACAUGAAUCCACCUCUUAAGAAGCGCUGCCUCUACAUGUCAAAGAGUGAGGACAUGCACGGGAAGGGAGUGUUGACUUACCAACCUUCCACCAUGAGAGUGCAGAACGUCCAGGCUCUGGAAACGCAAUACUUGACCUCCGCCCUUGCUGAGUAUGCGGUUCCCUUCCACCACUCCAGCCUGGCCACCAUCCCCACAGACAUGCAGAGUGAGUCCAAAUCCUGGGGCCAGUUGCCCAAAGAACCUCCAGUAAUGCAUUACCGGACACCCAUGUUCCUGGAUAGCUUGACCAGCACCCUGCAGAGUGCGGCUGCUGCCACCACCAGCUCGGCCCUGGUCUCCUCCUCCAGCAGCCACUAUGAAGCCAGCGCCCACGCCACUAGCUCCACUCACGAGACCCAUGUAAUAACAGGGGGUGGAGAAGCCAGUGGAGGAGGUGGUGCUACCAGCAUAUCGGACAUCAUCUCACUUGACUGAACAUCUCGCUG